Molecule: messenger RNA, 2039 nt
Organism: Salmo salar (Atlantic salmon)
Lineage: Eukaryota; Metazoa; Chordata; Actinopteri; Salmoniformes; Salmonidae
Product: F-box only protein 47
Molecular function (GO): protein binding
Source: RefSeq, a predicted model, not a curated record
UUCACUCGCGAGGGGUCGCCAAAAACCAGCAAGUCUGUCUGUAGUCCUACCUCAGCCUCAGGAAACGUUUCUUCUCAGCAGCUAGCUAGCUAAAAUAUUCACUUUAUAGUCUAUGAUAAAAAGAAAGGAAUAAGUCUGAGGACAGCUCACAAGUUUACUCAGUGUAUGCUAUUGUUGGAGUCGCCAAAAGCUAAAGUUUAUCCUCGGGUCAAUAGCGGCCGGACAGUUUUGUGGCGAUGGCGGCAGUCACCAGGAAAUUCACCAUGACCCAGAAGUUCCACCGCCGGUCCCGUCGCCAGCCCUAUCCGGUGAGAACCAUCACGACCCGGAGUCAGGGCAUGGCCAGUGGCUGCUUCUUCGAGAGGCUUCCUGCAGAGGUCUUUGACAUGGUCCUGGACAGACUCUCUGUGCUUGAGAUCAGUGUGUUCAGCAUGGUGUCCAAGGCCAUCAAUCGCUACAUUGUGAAUCACAUCUCUACUCAGACCUGGAGGAACAGAAUGAUCCUACAGAAGCUCCAGCACUGCUCCUCUCCCUCCUCUCCGUCUCCCAAAGAGGACCCCGCCACCCUGGGACACUACAAAGCGCUGGGGUUGUUGUUCAAGAGGUGUACCCUGUUGCUACCUACAAAGGACAGGUUGAAGUUUAUAUAUAGCAAGUUCUCCCAGGUCCCGUGCUUCAUGAUGGAGCAGUGCACUGCCUCAACAGGCUGCCCUUUCUUCUCCAGCUACGGAGUUUUCUUGCAGACGUUGAUUGCGGGCUGGGAUGAGCUGGAGUGUCACCGGGUCUUCAACUUCCUGUGCGACUUCACAAACCUUCCCCGGAAGAUUGAGUUGGUCGUCACUGGAAAGCCAGGAGCAUGUCAGCGGUUGGAGCUGCAGAUCCGUGGGUUCUGUCGUCAGGUUCUGUUGGAGCCGUGGAGCAGCCGUAGAGACACUCUGUUCUGGCUCACCAGGAUCCUCCAGUCCUGGCCCAUAGUCUCACAGGCCAGGCUACUGUUCAUACUCUACGGACCACGGCUGCCUGACGGUUCUCUGGGCUGGCAGGAGCAGUUGGGUGCAGGAGUAGCCCAGUGUUCUCUGUGGGACUUGGCCAAGGCUGUGAUCCUGCUCCACAGUGACCUGGAGGCUAGAGACUGGACCACUGACACCGUACUGGCCAUACUGGAGGAACUCACAGUGCUCCCCCAGGCGUGGCAUGUAGAGAGCGUGGCCAGGCUGUUGAUCCUGUGUGGGAACAGUCUGUGUUACAGUAUUCUGGCUAGCAAGGCUCUCAACGGACGCCUCUUUGAGAUCUCACGACUCCUCGUCUACCUCAUACUGGUGUGUGAGAAGGACGGCUACUGUAUGAACUGGUCGGUGAGGAUGGUGCAGCAGGUGUGCCAGGUGUUCUUGUCGCCGUCAGACAGGUGGUCGUUCAUCCAGAGCGUUGAGAACAUGUUCUCAGAGGUUACCAUGGAGAUGUACGAGGUUGUCAUGGCAGGUAACCGUCAUGAGGACAUGGAGACCUUCCAGAGCCUCCUGAAUGCCAGCGCUCACUUCCACACUGAGAUAGUCUACAUGUUCCUCAAGAAGGAUUGAGGAAAGAGAAAGGAAAGUGAGUGGAUAAGAGAUAGAAGAACAGGAGAGAGUAGGGACACUUUCAGGGAAAUGAUCUGAAGGUUUGUGUUUGAGCAGAAAGAGGGAUAUAAAAGGAGUGAAGUUAGCCCAAGAUAGGGAAAAUUAAGGGUUUCUUCUCCCUUUGUCAACAGUAUUCACAUCAUUACACUUUUAUACUUUUGUUAUAGAGCUUAUUUGUACUUUUGUAAAUUAACUGCUUUAAAAUAUUGGUAUCCAGUAAAGGAGUAUUUAAUUAUAUUUAUAGAUUUAUUAACAUAAGUUUGCAACUAUUUAUUAGGAUUUCAUAAAGGUGUUCAACUUGUACAGUGUAACGGUUAUGAUGCAUUGAUUGUACUUGAUGCUUCUGUGUUGAUGGAAGCUGAAACUCAUCUGUUUUUGCAUAAAUUAUUAAAAUGGCCUUUGGGGUCUGCAGUGUUGAUUCAC